Molecule: messenger RNA, 1438 nt
Organism: Mucor mucedo
Lineage: Eukaryota; Fungi; Mucoromycota; Mucoromycetes; Mucorales; Mucoraceae
Product: Elongator complex protein 4
Exons: 4
Coding region: 45-1316 (423 amino acids)
Biological process (GO): tRNA wobble uridine modification
Cellular component (GO): transcription elongation factor complex; elongator holoenzyme complex; cytoplasm
Source: RefSeq, a predicted model, not a curated record
UUUGCAAGGCAAAGAGAAAAAGUUGACAGCACCUUUUCUUUCUAAUGAGUUUUAAGAAGCGUAACGUAGAUCAGCAACCCAAAUUACCUUCUGGGUCUCGUCUCAGUGCGUAUAAUGGACAGCUUUUGAUUUCCACCGGUGUACCCUCGUUGGAUGAUAUUUUGGGAGGAGGACAACCUGUGGGCACUAUUAUGCUGAUUAAAGAGGAUCGUGCCACGACAUAUGCGCAAUUAUUAUUAAAGUAUUUUAUUGCACAAGGUAUGGCAUCAGGCCAUCAUGUGGCUGUUACCUCACGCGAUGAAGAUCCUCAAGAAAUGUUGAAAACUUUAAUGUGGUUGUCUACUUCCGAUAGAGACGACGACGACGAGACUGAUAAGAAUAAGAAUACAAGAACCGAUGCCGAAAGUGAUCGUUUAAAGAUUGCUUGGAGAUACAAUCAUUUAAAGCGUUUCGAAACCGGUGUCAAGUCAAAGCCUGCAUCACCUGUACCUGUCAGUACAGAUCAGAAACAAAAGGAUCAAGCAGUGGAUGAACCCAAGCCUUAUUGCAGCCAAUUUGAUCUGACGAAACGAGUACCAGCUACAGUAUUAGAGGAAGCCAAAACCGAGAUAUUACAAUGGCAAGAUGAUACAGAGGAAGUGGAUGAUUACGAAACCUUGUUGAAGCAAAUUCGUAAAGUUGUGCUGGAUGGACAAUUUAGUUCAGCUAUACCCGUUGCACCUGGAACACCACGUAAUGCGUUAAGAGUAGCUAUUCAUUCACUGGCAUCACCUAGCUGGCAAUCCAAGUCACCUCAUGAUUUAUAUAAAUUCUGUCAUGCACUUCGUGGUUUGCUUCGUUUUUCAUUUGGUACAGCUGUGAUUACAGUGCCAGCCUACUUGUAUGACGAAGUUCCUCAUGUGAUGCGACGUAUUGAACAUAUGGUGGAUGCCGUAAUUGAAAUUGAAUCAUUUGCAGGAGACCCAGUGUAUAGUGAAGCAGCAUAUACACAAAAUUAUCAUGGAUUCUUCCAUGUGCAUAAACUACCAGUAUUGAACUCCCUCUUACCACCCAGCACGAAAUUAUCCGUGUUAUCAGCCGGCGGUAGUAAUGAUCUUGCAUUUAAGCUCCGACGUAAACGUUUCGCGAUUGAGACAUUCCACUUGCCACCGGAGGGAGGUGUGGUGACACGCCGUACAGAAGCGCCUUCUGCGACAGGUCCCAGUAAGGAUAAGAAGGAAACAUCCAGUGCAGGAUUAUCUUCACUAGCUAAUCGUGGGCCUAAAAAGGUUGGAUGUGGGUCCACGCCUGGCAAAGUGGAUCCUUUGGAGUUUUAAAAAGACGGAGGUGUUUAUGAUAGACCCUGAAGGGAGAGUAUAUUAAAUACCACAGUGUAUAAGAAUAAUUCAUUAAUAAAAAACCAACUGAAAGGGGGUGUGUGUGCCGAUGUUUUAAUUAG